This is a messenger RNA of Ricinus communis (castor bean), 2095 nucleotides long. RefSeq names its product F-box/kelch-repeat protein At3g23880. NCBI's taxonomy places the organism in Eukaryota, Viridiplantae, Streptophyta, Magnoliopsida, Malpighiales, Euphorbiaceae. Gene Ontology annotation, molecular function: protein binding. The transcript has a single exon. The coding region runs from base 487 to 1542 and encodes 351 amino acids. The record is from RefSeq and is a predicted model, not a curated record.
AUUGAUAUGAUUUGUAAAUGGAUUUUCUUAUCUAAUUAUCAAAAUGGUUAAAAUUAAACUUAUUUGCCCCAAACAAUAAGUUCAAAGGGAUAUUGCAGCCUUUGUCCUGCUUUAAAUUAUUUAGAUAAAUUAAUCACCUCACCCUGUUAUCUUUAAUCCUUUUACUUUAUUGAUGAUACGAAGCAUGUGAACAAUUUUAUGACACAAAUUGAAAAUUAAGUACUAUAACGGGAAAUACACCUAAAUGUAGGGACUGCGAAUGAAAUUUAAGGUAACAGGAUGAAUCAUAAAGAAAGUCUAAUUCCUAAUUUUGGCUUAUCGCUUGUUAGUAGAGUCCUAAUAAAACUGGAAUUUGAGUUCCUCAUAAACUCUACAAAUUCAACUACAAAUAGCAGCAGUUGAGUUUUGGAUUAUUUCUUUGUCAAAGAAGGAAAAAAAAAAAAAAAAAAAGAGAAGAAGAAGAAGAUCUUAUCUUUCUUUCUAGACAUGUCAAUUCCUGUAGAACUGGUCGUGGAGAUACUUGCAAAGCUACCCGUCAAGUCCUUGAUGAGAUUCAAAAGUGUCAGUAAAUCAUUGCACUCCAUAAUCACCGACUCAGAAUUUGUCAAACUGCACUCCGGACCAGGUAGAUUGUUAUUGGUUACUUCUGCUUCUAAAUUUCAAUCCAUAACAUGUGAAGUGCUUUGGGGAAACAGCAGUGGCAAUCAUAUAAUACAGAAUCUCGAUCAUCCUUGGGAUGGAGAUUUGGAAUAUUAUCAUGAUUUCUACGUUCAUGGUUCAUGCAAUGGUCUGAUAUGUUUAGAUAUACAUGAACGGCUUAAUUUCUAUGGUCUAUGCAAUCGUAGAGAUCUUUAUUUAUGGAACCCAACAACAAAUGAUUUCAAGGCGCUGCCUACAACAUCCGAUAUUUCUAUCAUGUUUAAUAAUGUUGGUUUUGGUUAUGAUAACUCCAUUGAUGAUUACAAGGUGGUAGUAAUAGACCGUAGCACAUGUGAGCUUAAAAGAACUAGAUAUAUUAUGAUUUUCACUCUGAAAACAAAUUCCUGGAGAAGGAAAGAGAUUCAGGAUGUUAAGUGUAGCCGUAUCCAGUCUGGAAAAGGGAUCCUGUGCAAUGGGGCUCUUCACUGGACAAGUCAUUCUGAAACUCAUGGGGACAUUGUUUUGGCCUUUAAUUUGGCAAUGGAGGAAAUUGCAGAGCUGCCGCAACCAGAUACAAACAGUCGAUUAGAUGAUAUAGCUGCCUCUGACGGAAAGAUUUGUCUGUUCUAUCUUCUCCCGAGGGAAUGGAGAGUUGAAAUCUGGAUAAUGAAGGAGUAUGGUGUGAAGGCCUCUUACACUAAAUUGACGACUGAAACAAGAGAUGUAACAUUUGGACCACUUCGCUCCUUAAGUGAGAAUGGUGGAGCAGCAGCUAUCUCAUCUGGAGGAAAAUUAAUGAAGUACAGUCUUGAGAAAGCUAUUUUGUAUGAUUCAUUGUACUAUGAAAUUAUUACUUACAAUGAAAGUUUAGUUCCAUUGAAUCCCAUUGAUCAAGUGGGAUGAGGAUCAUGAUAUUUACUCUUUUCUUUUCUUUCUUUUUGUUGUAUUAACUUCCAAAAAAUUAGUCAAUUUUAUUUUGCUAUAUAUAGAGUCAAUUUUAUUUCAAUUUCCUGAAAUGGUGAAUAUAACAAUUCAAGCCUUCAGUUAUAGCUGCAUCAGCUAUACUUGUCGCUUGCACUCUUGGCCCUCGUUUAGAAUACAAGGGACAAUUUCACAGGCGAAGAUUUCAAAUCGGUAGAAUAAACUUACAAGCAAUCAUACAAUUCCUGUUCUUCACUUUUACUUGCAUAGUCAGUCAAAGGUUUGAAUACUGGUUGUAUUGAUGAUGACUGAGAUUUUCUCAGAAGAAAAGCUGCUGAAGCACCAUCUUCAACUGGGAUAGACGAGGUUUCCAUACACAGACCCAGAAAGGUUGUGAUACCUGAGAUAGAAGAAAAGAACCCUUUGAAUUUUGAACUGAAUUGGAUGAGUGAUGAGAUUUUCAGGACCUGACAAUAGAUCCAUCUCUAUUUCCACCUGAAGAUGAAGAUUGAUGUAAAAGGACAGAAUGAAGGUU